Messenger RNA from Xylaria bambusicola, 1113 nucleotides. RefSeq names its product 40S ribosomal protein S23. Gene Ontology annotation, biological process: translation. NCBI's taxonomy places the organism in Eukaryota, Fungi, Ascomycota, Sordariomycetes, Xylariales, Xylariaceae. Gene Ontology annotation, cellular component: cytosolic small ribosomal subunit; ribosome. Gene Ontology annotation, molecular function: structural constituent of ribosome. The transcript has 2 exons. Bases 301 to 738 code for a protein of 145 amino acids. The record is from RefSeq and is a predicted model, not a curated record.
CUGUGCAAAAAUUAACCGAGAGAACUUCCUAUCCAUGCGAGUGAAGUGAACAGAGCAGCCAGCCAACUAAUCCCCCAACCAUCAUCAACAAACCCAUUUUCUAGCGAUAUCACCAUUAAAUCGGUAGGUCUCACUCUAGUAUACAACAAUCUCUACAAUUGCCAGCCAUUCCUCUCGAUUCCCCGAUUUUUACACGCUUUCACCGACCGAAUACUUCCGUAACGAACCAUACACCAUUCGCGCGCGCACUCACCUCCGACCUCUACCGAACCCGCUCGCUAACUUUUCUAUUCAGCAAUCAUGGGUAAAGGCAAGCCUCGUGGUCUCAACGCGGCCAGAAAGCUCCGCACCCACCGUAAGGACCAGCGCUGGGCCGAUCUGGGAUACAAGAAGCGUGCUCUCGGUACCGCCUUCAAGUCUUCGCCGUUCGGUGGUUCUUCCCACGCCAAGGGUAUCGUCCUCGAGAAGGUUGGUGUCGAAGCCAAACAGCCCAACUCGGCCAUUCGAAAGUGUGUCCGUGUUCAACUCAUCAAGAACGGCAAGAAAGUUACUGCUUUCGUUCCCAAUGACGGUUGCUUGAACUUCGUCGAUGAGAACGACGAAGUCCUCAUUGCCGGUUUCGGUCGUAAGGGCAAGGCCAAGGGUGAUAUUCCUGGUGUACGAUUCAAGGUCGUCAAGGUGUCAGGUGUCGGUCUGCUAGCUCUGUGGAAGGAGAAGAAGGAGAAGCCUAGAUCAUAAACGAAGUCUCCAACGGACCGGGGAGUCAUGAGAGAUGAGGAUAAAAUUCUGUGUGACGAAUUCAAGGUUCACCAUUGGGAAUGUGGAGUCGAAAGGGCUUGCUUGAUUUUCUACCAGCAUCAUAGGUUCGGGCCUUCAUACACACAAUCUUCCUAGGUUGAUCAGAUCCGGAAAUAGAGAUCUUAGUAUCAUCCAUCCAAACAACAAACUUAACGGACUUUUCUUUGCAUUGACGUGUAUGCUGCCAUGUUCCGGUGCCAUGUUCCUCGCUGCACAGAAGUUAUCGCCAGUCCUGGUCGGAAACAGUUUACUUUUUCUAUAGUGAACCGCUCUGUCAAUGAACUGAAUAUAAACAAACAAAACUCAACUUGAAAG